Molecule: messenger RNA, 1815 nt
Organism: Astrephomene gubernaculifera
Lineage: Eukaryota; Viridiplantae; Chlorophyta; Chlorophyceae; Chlamydomonadales; Astrephomenaceae
Source: the annotation of a GenBank genome assembly
CUUCUAUAGAAAGAGUCAAUAAAGCUUUGCAGAGAACUAUCCUUUUGCGAGCUUUUUACUAAGGAUUAAGACGAUGACUGCACUGACGCUGUAGUUACCUCGCUGAGGUGUUCCUAUAAAAAAUACCUUGUAGGUAUCGCAUUACGAGUUCUACCUUUAUAUAUUCCCUCUUAGCCAGCUUGCGCUUACCGUUAAUACAAUGAAUCGGAAACUCACUGAAGCGACCACUCUGGAGACCGGCGAGCGUGUUAUUGCUGGAAGUGUGCGACCAGAUGGAACGGUUCGGAAGGAACGCCGGAUUCGGGCUGGAUACACGCCGCAGGAUGAGCAGCCGGUGUAUCAAUCGCGUGGGACAGUGGCAAAGCAAAACGUGCCAACCUGCCCGGGCAUGGAUGAGGCCGAGGUUGCUGCGCUAAAGCAGCAGGCGGCCAAGGGCAAGAAGCCCUCGAACCCCUCCAGCCAACCAGCCAAGCCCAAGCCUGCUGCCACACAACAACAACCAAGCAGCAGCGGUAACGGCAGCUCGGCGGCUGCAUCCGCCCAGCCUGCUGCUCCCGCCCCUGCCCCCGCUGCUGCCCCCGAGGACCCCAAGGCGGCGCUGGAGAAGCAGAUCCGCACGCUGCGCAAGAAGGUACGGCAGUGCGCUGACCUGGCGGAGAAGCGCGCUGCGGGCGGCAGCCUGGACAAGGACCAGGAGGAGAAGCUGGCCAGGGGGGCGGAGUGGGAGAAGGAGGUGCAGCAGCUGGAGGAGCAGCUGGCCAAGCUGGGCGUCUAGGGUAGGCGGCGUACCGCAGCGAUGGAGCAACAGCGGCAGGGGGAGCUGCAAGCUGCCGUGACGUUGGCUGCCCCGGAGCGCAGCAGCAGGCGCCUGCCUCACAGCAGUGAGUGAGUGAGUGGGUGGAAUCUCACACCUACUUUCCGCGCGUCAAGUCGUCGCUGGUUCAGGGCACGGCUGAAUCUCCGAGCCGCCGCUCCGAGCGUAGGUGUUGAUGUACGGGUGCUGAGCUUGGCGGUGUUCACUAAUGUAUUGAGGGUGCUGUGCCACGGCUGCUUUGUCAAGAGGGGCAUCCACUUGCGAGGUGGGGGCUUGGUGCGAGGUCUCAUCGCUUACGACGUUCUGGCAAGUAAGAGUUGACGCAUUAACCCUCGUCGUAGCGCCUUGGGACCCUGAGGUUACGGAGGUGCUGGUGGCAGCUGGAGGCUGGCUUGUCCGUACCCUACCCUACCGCUACCGGGUGUCUUGCGUGCGCUGGAAACAUCCGUGUAGUUGCUCAAGCGCCCCGUACACUAACCACGGGUGCGGCAGCAUCUACACAGUAUGGUACUUCUCGAUAUCAGGUUCAUACUCGUUCAAUCGCUACUGGCGCCCACCACCUAUUACUGCCGCUGCGACGUAACCCAGAAACACGAGAGGGGGGCUAGAGUAAAACCCUCCGUGACCUAGGCUUAAGUAGGUGGCGACACACAGGGCCACACUUUGGUAAACAGAGAGUGUCGGCAGCGCUACAAGGGCAGUGAGACAGCAAUAGUACCAUGGUAACAGCCGCCUGAACUCCUUCCCCCAUGCAAACCAGCAACCCCCCAUCGCCACGUCACUGUGAGAGAUGGGAAACAUGCAAGAGGUCAAGGGAGGCCACGCAAGCAACCAUACCGCCCGAUCUUCCAUCCGCAAUGCACCGUGACAUACGAAACGCCAUGGGAGGGGGAAGGGGCAAGGAGCCGCGCAAUCCUCCAUGCCGCAUCCAACCGUAACCACACAUUGUCUCAUCAUGCGCAGCCCUGGCGGGCUCUAUCGUAGACGGCAGCGAGUAAGGG